AUGCCGGUUCAAGCACCCGUUUCUGAGCAGACGACAACACCUUCUUCCAACCAUGCCUCUUCCGAUCAUGCCACUACUACCAUGAAGAAAGACAACGAGCCUGAAGCAGAGGCAACAGCAGCAGCAGCAGCAGCAGCCAACAAUGACACGCCCACCAACAAGUCCAAGCUGGAGGAAAACGACGAUUAUAAAAGCACUGUGGCCGCUUUGAAUGUCCUGCGACGGCAACUGCAGCAAGCCAAUAAGGAUGUUGAAACACUUUAUUCACUUAAACAAGAGGCACUUGAUCAUCCUUUUCAGUUUUUGACCGAUCUCAAAGAGAAGAAAACGCGACGUCGUGUACCCAAACUUCAAAAGAUUGCUUGUGCACCUUCCGUUGACUGGACCAAGUAUCGAUAUAUUCCCGAGCAUCGGAUGAUGGAACGAGCAGCCAUGCUAUCCGCUUUGGUGCAGGGUACUCUUAAACAACCUCCAGUGUUUCGGAACGUUUUGGAUUAUCCAUCAUCUUCUCAUCUUCGACAAGAACCAUCAUCACCAUCAAGUACAGUGAGUCAUAUGCAGAGGGAAAUGGCACGGGUAUCGCGUAUUGUUGGCCAAGUCCCUUCGACACGUGCUUCCUCGGUGGAUCUUUCAGACAAGGAAUCAGAUGACGAAGGAGGGAAAGGACAAGCAGCUACAGGAUCCGAGAUGGGUAUGUUUUCUGGCAAAGGCAAAGGCAAACGGCGUAUGUCCACUACCCAAACAGGGCCCAUGACACCCAGUGACUUUAACUAUGGGGCUAUGCUAAGUGCCACACCUCGAAAUGAAAUGGAAGAGGAUACAAGUAGCACUAUGGAACAUCGAGCAGCUACCUACAAUCAACCAUGGACCGAUGAGGAGCAGCGUCGAUUGGAAGAACUAUUGGAAGUUUAUCCUGAUGAACCAGUACAAUCACAACGCUUCCUCAAGAUAUCCAAAGCUCUGGGGACUCGCACCACCAAACAAGUUGCAAGCCGUGUUCAGAAGUAUUUCAUCAAACUUGCCAAGCUUGGUUUACCUGUACCAGGGCGUGUCAGCAUUCCUCCUUCAAGCUUACCAAAGGCUAAAAGAAAGGUUACAAAGGUCAAAGGACGUGGAGGGGGGAAUACAGCAGCAGCAACAGCAGCGGCAGCGGCGGCAAGAGCUGCGAGAUCAUCAUCAACAUCAAGGACAUCUGGUCCUGGGUAUAAUGCUAUGGUGUCAGGAGGGAUCACAAAUACCAGGAUAUCCGGCACACAUUAUUUAACAGCCCAAGCACCCGCAGCUGCACUCAUGUCAGAUGAUGAGGAUGAUGUUAAAAAGACCAUGCUCAAGGUAGCCAAGCCUGACACAACUCCGACAGCCAACACCGAUACGGGAUCAAACAAUGAAGUGGCUAUACAUGAAGGCUAUGCAUGUGAUUCAUGCGGCGUGGAACCAAUUGUUGGUGUUCGUUACAAGUGUACGGUUUGCGAUAUCAGUGAGGAGGUUGAUCUUUGUAGUAAGUGCAUGGCAGUGGGCACUUUUCGCAAUGAUCAUCAUACACCUGAGCAUUCAUUUGAAGCCAUCCAUGUUGCCAAUGCUCUACCCUAUUAUGCCGAUACCGACUAUGACACCUCUGCCUAUCUUGGAGAAUACAGCUAUCUUGGAAUGUAA
This is a messenger RNA of Lichtheimia ornata, 1653 nucleotides long. RefSeq lists its product as uncharacterized. Lineage: Eukaryota; Fungi; Mucoromycota; Mucoromycetes; Mucorales; Lichtheimiaceae. Gene Ontology annotation, molecular function: zinc ion binding. The transcript has 12 exons. The record is from RefSeq and is a predicted model, not a curated record. Bases 1 to 1653 code for a protein of 550 amino acids.